Messenger RNA from Dermochelys coriacea (leatherback sea turtle), 1728 nucleotides. RefSeq lists its product as uncharacterized. The transcript has 2 exons. Lineage: Eukaryota; Metazoa; Chordata; Testudines; Dermochelyidae. The record is from RefSeq and is a predicted model, not a curated record. The coding region runs from base 728 to 1360 and encodes 210 amino acids.
CAGAAGCUGGGAAUGGGCAACAGGGGAUGGAUCACUUGAUGACUACCUGUUCUGUUCAUUCCCUCUGGGACACCUGGCAUUGAGCACUGUCAGAAAACAGGAUACUGGACUAGACGGUCCUUUGGUCUGGCCUAAUACGGACAUUCUUAUGUUCUUAUAUCUGAAUACAUGGCUACACAUCCGAUGACUCAAGCCUGGUCUACACUACAAACUUAGGUUGACAUAAGCCAUGUUAAGUCGAUCUAAUAAUAUAUGUGUCUACACUACUGAGUCCCUUCCGCCAACCUAAGUGGCCUGUAAAGUCGACUUCUGUACUCCACUUCCAUGAGAGGCAUAGUGCUUGAGUCGACAUCCACGGGUCAACAUGGGGAUAGUGUAGACAUUGCAUUGUGUAAUUCGAAUGAAUUGGUCUCCAGGAGGUGUCCCACAGUGCUCCUCUGUGACCGCUCUGAAGAGCACUUUGAACUUCACUGCAUGUCAGCCAGGUACACAGGAAACAGCUGCUCUUCUGUUAAAGCCCCAGGAACUUUUGAAUUUCCAUUUCCCAUUUGAUCAGCGUGGAGAGCUCGCCAGCCCAGCUGAUCAUGGUGACUCAAGACUGCAAACGUGCUCCAGCAUGGAGUACACAGGAGGUGGUGGAUCUUAUUGAUGUGUGGGCAGAAGAGUGCAGGCAGAGCUCCGAUCCAGCAGAAGAAACACUGACAUCUAUGCCAAGAUUGUGCGGGGCAUGGGGGAGAUGGGUUACACCAGGAACACACAGCAAUGCCACGUAAAAAUAAAGGAGCUUUGGCAAACGUACCAGAAGACAAGGGAGGUUAACUGUCGCUCUGGUUCUGCCCCACAGACAUGUUGCUUUUAUGAGGCGCUGCAUGCGAUUCUAUGCGGUGACCCCACCCCUACCCCAAAACAUUCCAUGGAUACCUCCCAGGAGCCUUGGGUGACCUCAAGCAACAACAAGGAGGACAUUGUUGAUGAGGAAGAGGAGGAGGAGGAGAAUGUGAGGCAGGCAAGCAGAGGAUCCAUUCUCCCUGACAGCCAAGAACUGUUUUUAGCCCUGGAGCCCGUCCCUUCACAGGACCAGUUGGCAGCGGAGCAUGAUGCUGGGGAAGGCACCUUUGCUGAAACCUUGUCCGUUGGUACAUCCUCCACACUGGGUCAGAGACUUUCCCAGAUAAGAAGGCAGAAAAAGAAGACUCGGGAGGAUAUGUUCAAUGAGUUAGUGCGCACCUCCGAGAGUGACAAGAAGGAGCUCAGAGCAUGGAGGAUUGCACUGUCCGACAACCUGCAUAUGGACAGGGAGGAGGGAGAGCAUGCAGGGAACAAGAAUGUGGCACACAGGAAGAGAUGCUGCGGAUUAUGAAGGAGCAAUCAGACACGUUGAGGCAUCUGGUUGAGGUACAAGAAAGACAGCUGGAUGUUAGAGUCUCCCGGCAGCCUAUGCUGAACCUGCUGCCAUCAUCGCCCAGUUCUAUGUCCUCCUCUCCCAACAGGGCAUGGGGGAAGAGAGAGGUAUCCCUUGCACACAAUACCAGGGGAGGGUACAAGGACCAGAAGGUCCCCAUUCCCACACCUCUGAUUGUUAUUGCAGUGCAUCUGUGUGAUGUUAUUAAUAUGAACUGUGACUGUAUAGAUCAUUGUUGCAACCAAGGUCAUAUAGUGGCACCAAAUCUGGUACAAAGGAGGUCAAGAAAUGUGUCUAUGAAAAGGUUAUGAUUUGCUGAUUGUGAU